AUGCAGGCUGCUGAGGGGCAGCAGCUUUUCGACCCUAUCUCAUUUGGGAAGGACCUCAUGAUAGGUGGGGUGGCAGCUGCUAUUUCCAAAACAACAGUCGCACCCAUUGAGCGGGUGAAGCUCCUGCUCCAGGUUCAGGCCUCAUCCAAGCAGAUCCGUGCCGACCAGCAAUACAAAGGCAUGAUAGACUGCAUUGUACGCAUUCCUCGGGAGCAAGGAUUUCUCAGUUACUGGCGUGGCAAUCUUGCCAAUGUGAUUCGAUAUUUCCCAACUCAAGCCCUAAACUUUGCCUUUAAGGACAAAUACAAGCAGAUUUUCAUGGCUGGAGUUGAUAAAGAUACACAGUUUAUGAGAUGGUUCAUUUCAAAUCUGGCUGCUGGUGGAGCAGCUGGGGCUACUUCACUGUGUGUAGUAUAUCCAUUAGACUUUGCACGAACUCGAUUGGGUGCUGACAUUGGCAAAGGUCCCUCUGAGAGACAAUUCUCAGGUCUAGCUGACUGUAUGGGUAAAAAUUGCUAGAAAGAUGGAAUUACUGGUCUAUACCAAGUAUUUAGCGUUUCAGUACAGGGAAUUAUUGUAUAUCGAGCAUCUUAUUUUGGAGGUUAUGACACCAUAAAAGGAAUGCUACCAAAUCCGAAAGAAACCCCAUUCCUUUUAUCUUUUGCAAUUGCUCAAGUGGUGACAGUAUUUUCUGGGAUACUCUCCUAUCCAUUUGACACUGUCAGAAGACGCAUGAUGAUGCAGGUAAGCAAUUCAUCCAAUGCCGAACGCCAAUAUAAAGGAACCAUUGACUGCUUUAUCAAGAUAUAUGGCCAGGAAGGAAUAAAAGCCUUUUGUGGGGCUUUUUCAAAUGUUCUUCGUGGGACAGGUGGUGCCUUGGUGCUAGUCCUUUAUGACAAAAUCAAGGAAUUUCUUCAUAUUGAUCCUACAGUAGGCCAAACAUCUGACUAA
This is a messenger RNA of Thamnophis elegans (Western terrestrial garter snake), 951 nucleotides long. RefSeq names its product solute carrier family 25 member 31 (gene SLC25A31). Gene Ontology annotation, molecular function: ATP:ADP antiporter activity. NCBI's taxonomy places the organism in Eukaryota, Metazoa, Chordata, Lepidosauria, Squamata, Natricidae. Gene Ontology annotation, biological process: mitochondrial ATP transmembrane transport; mitochondrial ADP transmembrane transport. The record is from RefSeq and is a predicted model, not a curated record. Gene Ontology annotation, cellular component: mitochondrial inner membrane.